AUGUACGGGGACUGGCAGGAGUCGUUCAGGUUGCUGCCGGCGCUGGCUGCAAGGUUCAUCGAGAUAGAUCCGGCUGAAAACUUCAAGAUUCAGACGGUAGACGGCUGUUUCAACCGCAUGUACAUUCAGCCGUCCGCUUCUCGCGGUUCACUUGGUUUUUGCCGCCCAGUUGUUGCACUGGACGGGAAGUUCCUAAUCAGUGCACAACGCGCAACUCUCCUCAUAGCCGUGGUCCUAGACGGUCACCAGAAGAUUCUGAUGCUGGCGUGGGCUCUGGUCGAAGGAGAGAACAAGGAUUCGUGGACCUGGUUCCUGCAACGCUUUAUGGAGAGCUUCCCGGAGUGGCCGCACCGUGAUGAUGCGUCCAUAAUCAGCGAUCCGUGGCAUCUCCAUCAGAAUGUUGUGAAGUUCGGUGAGGCUGCUGCUCUUUUCUAUUGGCGUCUUGUGAAAUGCAAGGACCGUGACAAAUGGGACGCCUUGAUCGCAGUAGGCCGCCGUGACUUCGCGCCAAUGGCGAACUAUCUCCUCGGCAUGGAGAUGCCGGCCACAGCUCCAUCACCGGCGGAUGCUAGUGAACCGCAACCCCGUGCUACCAUGGGUCGCGCCAACACUUCACGGGCGCAUGGGCGUGCGCCGGGUGCCGCGAACGGGCCGGGAGCCACUGCGACUGGACCUGGGCCUGCACCGACCGCGUCUAUUCGACUAUGCACGCAUCCUGCGUCGCAUCAGGACGGGUUACAUACCCAGCAACAUCUGGACGGACCCACCACGUGCAACAGGAUCAUGCGGAACCUCGAGCCAAGGGGGAGCGGAGCAGCCUGGGUGGGGGGGAACUCCUGCCAGGCAUUGGUCGUCAUCACUCUCGACCACCCGUGGCCAGAUGUUGGUAUGGGCAACCCCCGGGUUAACCUUGAAGCCGACAUUGAGGAGGACGACGUGGAGGAGGCAGAUGCAGAGGAUGCCGGGGCAGAGGAUGCUGAUGACCCAGCCACAGCAGAGGGGAACCAGGCCGCCACGGAUGAGUUUCCCGUUGAUAACACCCGAGAGGCCGGUGUCUCGGCUGGGGACCACACUACACAUGUCCGGACCGCACGUCUCUCUCUGGCAGCCAUGGCUAAGAAGCGCAAGACCGCAGCUGACGCUGCUACGGACGUCCCGCGGGAUGUGAAUGAGAUCCCGUACAUCGCCUGGAUCAACAAGCAGAUAGCGGCGGGCCGCAAACCCGCCGGCCCACUGCCUAAAGGUAUACCGUCUCUAGGAGCCACCUCGUACGAAGUGCCGCGCGACGUCCCCACGCGCGGGCGUCGGGACGCUGACAUGGUUGCGUCCUCGCGCAUCGUCGACAAUGACGCCUAUGACAAGGACGACGAUGAGGACAGCGACUACAACGAGUACGCCGUCGGCACCGACGACGAGGCUGACUCGGGGAAGGUGCCGGACAAGGGAAUAUCCGACUCUGAGGACGACGACGAGGGCGACGACUCCGAGGAUGAUGCUGACGCACCUGAAGAAACUCAGCCCGCGGCUCUGACCACGCGUGCCGGCCGACGAAUCGAGCCCCUGCUCGGGAAGCAGGGGUCCCAGUAUUGGGCGCGCCUUGUGCAUCACCUGGAGAAGGAGAACCCGGGGUGGGUUCGUGGUGUCAACGCCGUCCAGAAACAGUGGCGCAACCUCGUACAGUUUUACAAGACGCUCAAGAAGGCAGAGAAAGCGUCGGGCAAGGGUACCGUGUGCAAGCCUCCGUGGUUCCCGUACAUGGAGCUGUUCCUGUUCCCGCAUGCCGUGGCAGCUGGCGGCGCUACGAACUGCACCCCGCCCUCCAAGCGCCCGCGCGUGGCGGAGACGGCCACCAUGGCGGCCGCGAAGCUUGUCUGUGAGACGAUCAAGGGCUGCCACGACGACGCGAUGUGCAAGCUCGAAGGGCUUGUCCGCGCAUGGAUGCAGCAGGACGAGCGAAUUGCACGCGAACGCCUCCAGCAGUCUACGCCCGCCCCGCCUGCCCGCAACGGCGUGGCCGCGGACGCACCCCCCCAGACGACCCCGAACACCACCGUUGGCGGCGACAACGGCUGGUUCCGUCGCGGACAGACCGGGGACGCUGCUGCUAACCCGGACGAGGCUGAGGAAGUGUGGGUUCGCGGCGACGCCGAGUAA
Messenger RNA from Closterium sp. Yama58-4, 2154 nucleotides. Lineage: Eukaryota; Viridiplantae; Streptophyta; Zygnematophyceae; Desmidiales; Closteriaceae. The record is from the annotation of a GenBank genome assembly.